AUGCCUACUUUGAAACCCAAUGGCGCGACCGCGUCGAUGGGAAAUCUUUCCAGACCAGCAGUCGGCACAGGACAACGGGUCAAAUCGACUGUGAUGGGGCCAACACUUUCGACCCUCGGCGAGAACGAUACCGUUAAUGCAUGGAGUGUUGCUGGGAAGAAGCUACGUGCUUCAUCAACCGUGAACCAAGAGCAGAACUUUACAGAUCGUUUCGGCCAGAUGGGCAUCGGUAGGACGUCCAUGGAUCCUUCUAAUGCCCCCGGCGCAUCACAGCUGUCAAUGCAGUAUCGACCCACAAGAAGCCAAGCACCAACUCAGCUAUCCGUGCGUGACGACAAGGGUCGACCAGCUCAAUGGAUCAGGACGGAUCUGUGUGUCAAAUCUCCACAUCAGAGGAAGAGCUUUGCGAAAGGCAUGGUCAUAACAUUGCCUUUCCACACAGUAAACCUGAACGAGRAAGCUACCCUGGAAGACAAAUGUCUCGCGAUAACGAUUCAAGGUCCCGUGUACUCCAAGCGUCGUUUGGCCGUUGUGCUUUGGAGACAUGCCACGGACAUGAUUUGCUUGCCUCUCUAUAGCUGGAACAGCAAGGGAAUCACAAAGCAGCCUGAAUACCUGCAGCAUGAGUACGUGGAGAUCACCAAUUUUGGAAACGGUGCCUCGUAUGAGCAGGAAGGCCUGAAUGAAGUGCUAGAAGCAAAAAUGGUCCGACCCUUUGAUCGCAAGUGCUGUGUACAUGCUUCAGGAGGCUUUCGUGUUAAUUAUCAGGAGGACAUUGCUCUUGUCGGCCAGCUUUCGGAGCGAAGCAGAGUCUACCUUACGGAUGUUGUCCGUAGACUUAUUGAGAAUAGCCAGGCAGAGAGACACUAG
This is a messenger RNA of Ramularia collo-cygni, 870 nucleotides long. RefSeq lists its product as uncharacterized. The transcript has a single exon. The record is from RefSeq and is a predicted model, not a curated record. NCBI's taxonomy places the organism in Eukaryota, Fungi, Ascomycota, Dothideomycetes, Mycosphaerellales, Mycosphaerellaceae. Bases 1 to 870 code for a protein of 289 amino acids.